Molecule: messenger RNA, 417 nt
Organism: Suillus subaureus
Lineage: Eukaryota; Fungi; Basidiomycota; Agaricomycetes; Boletales; Suillaceae
Product: kinase-like domain-containing protein
Exons: 4
Coding region: 1-417 (138 amino acids)
Biological process (GO): intracellular signal transduction; peptidyl-serine phosphorylation
Molecular function (GO): ATP binding; protein serine/threonine kinase activity
Source: RefSeq, a predicted model, not a curated record
AUGUUGUUUCAGACAAAGGGUCAAAUAUGUCUUGUCAUGGACCUCAUGGGAGGUGACCUACACACUUAUAUGAAGCAUUACUCCUCAUAUUGCCACCAGCAUGGUUGCAGGUGGACUGCUCAAAUAGCCCUCGGUCUCAAUUCUCUGCAUGAGAUAGGGAUGAUCCACCAGGAUAUCAAAGCCAAAAACAUCCUGAUUGAUGUUCAAGAGAAUGUUAGGAUUGCUGACUUUGGCUUGUGUUAUGUAAAGAAAGAGGAGGGGCCCUUGGAGCCACAGUGGAGGUAUAUGGCAAGUGCAGUGGGAACAACCUACUGCAUGGCACCAGAGGUUUUGUGCAACAGAGGCAAUCCCGAUGAGGUGUUCUUUGAUAAAGAGUUUGAUAUAUGGUUCUAUGUUUCUUGGUUCCCUGCCUUUUGA